This is a messenger RNA of Zootoca vivipara (common lizard), 870 nucleotides long. The record is from RefSeq and is a predicted model, not a curated record. NCBI's taxonomy places the organism in Eukaryota, Metazoa, Chordata, Lepidosauria, Squamata, Lacertidae.
AAGCACAACAAGAGCUUUAGUAUCAGAACUGCCAUCACCCCAAUGAUGCUUUUCCUCUCCAAAGCCUCCUGCUUCUUGACAAUUCUGGGAACAUUCCUUCUGCUCUUGAAAUCAGGAACGUCCCAAAGCGAUUCAGUGUUCCAGUCCCCGAGUCAGAUGGAAAUCAAAGAAGGAGAGUCUGUCUCUUUAUACUGCAAUUUUUCUAGUUCUUAUAGCGCAAGCCCGGACCUUUAUUGGUACCGUCAACACAGAGGGAGAGGACCCCAGCUGAUCUUUCAUGCGUACAAAAACCCUCAGACGAAGAACCAAUUUGCUGCGGGAAAAUUCUCCACUACUUUGUUUCUUGAAAAUAAGACUGUUCCUCUGACGAUCAAAGGCGCCUCUCUCCAGGAACAGGCUGUGUUUUUCUGUGCUCUGAGACCCACAAAUGCAAACGUCUAUUUUCCUAAUGUAACUAGGGAAAACAAAGCAAAACAGCAACCCACGCCAGUAAUACACUUAGAAGGGAGUUUUGGACAGACAGUAACCCAGAAAGAAAGAACCAUGAUCGUCAACCAAGGAGCAAGAAUCUCUCUUGAUUGUGUCUAUGACAAUAAUGUCUACUACCUUUUCUGGUACAUUCAGCCUCCUGGAAAACCUCCAAGGAUCUUUUUGUCUGAUUUGGGAGAUGGGUCUACCUCCGGCGAGGGACGCAGUCGUGACUUCCAAGCCAAGCAUGAUAGAAAUAAUAAGAGCUUCAACAUGGAGAAAUCUGCCAGCCAGCUGAAUGACUCUGCUGUCUAUUUCUGUGCCGUGAGUGACACAGUGAAGUCAGUCGGUAGAGUAGCAGAGCAAAAACCUGCAAGGGGAAAUGAGCCCAGAUCUGCAUGA